Pseudoliparis swirei is the source of this 1364-nucleotide messenger RNA. Its product is annotated as apoptosis-associated speck-like protein containing a CARD. The transcript has 4 exons. Bases 276 to 899 code for a protein of 207 amino acids. The record is from RefSeq and is a predicted model, not a curated record. NCBI's taxonomy places the organism in Eukaryota, Metazoa, Chordata, Actinopteri, Perciformes, Liparidae. Gene Ontology annotation, biological process: regulation of apoptotic process; inflammatory response; innate immune response.
GUUCAGAAGGAAAACAUGGAAGAAAACUGGGGGGUGCAUUUCACUUUUUAGUCUCCUAAUUAAAUAAUUAAAAAUAAAACAGUAAUCAAUUUAUAUUUUCAAAAAACUUUAACAUUCAACUCAACACAUAAUUAUGUCGUUAUCAAUAUAUCUCGAUCAUAAGACUUUUUUUCCCGACGGCACCUGAAGGCACCGUGUGAGUCUUCCUUUUGAAACGGAAGCGGCAACACACCCGUCUCCUCUCCGGCUCUCCUCCUCUCUUUCCGGGGUAAGAAAUGGCGCCCAAGACCGCGACGAGGGCCAUAAAGGAUGCGCUGGAGGACCUGUCGAAGCGGGACUUUGAGCGGUUCGUCCACGCGCUGCAGGACCGCCGCGAGGCGCCGCGCGUGCGGCGCAACGCGGCGGAGGCGGCGGACCGCCUGGAGUUGGGCGACCUGCUGGUGCAGACGUUCACGGAGGCCGGAGCUCCGGGGGUCGCGGAGGAGCUGUUGAGAGGGAUCGACUGCCACGAGGCCGCAAACACGCUCGCUGCAGAGACCAGUGGAGCGUCCUCCAAACCCGCCUCCAGUGACACUCCGAGACCCUCAGCCGGAGCGCCAGGUGUGACCGCCAUGGCUGGAGAGAAGAGCUCAGGGGAGCAGUUUGUGGACGAGCAUCGAGUCCAGCUGAUCGACAGGGUGAUCGACGUCGGACCGGUUCUGGACGGACUCCUGGACAAAGGAGUCGUCUCGCAGGGGAUUUACGAUGACAUCAUGGCCAAAGCGACCAGCGGGGCUCAGAUGAGGCAGCUCUACUCGGGCGCCCUGCACGCUGCUGGACGUGAAGGCAAAGAAGUCUUCUACCAACUCCUUGAGAAGCAUGAGCCAUAUCUCAUGAAGGACCUCAAGAGGAACAAGUGAAUGUUGCCUUGGAAUUCAUUUUGAGACCCAAUAUGUGAACUGGGUCCAUUUGUCUGAAUACAAUAACUACGGUGGGGGGUUCAUGUUAACUCUAUGUCUUUCUUUGUGUUCAUACACAUGUUUCACCUUCAAUAUACAUUCAAGUUAGCUGGAUUUUAUAUUUAGGGAGGAGCCUCUUCUGCCUCAUGGUGGGAGGAGUUUAUCUUUGAGGCUCAAAACCAGAUCAGACAAUUAUGUAAAAAAACAAAAUACGUUUUUUAUCCAACAAAUGGACUGAAAGUUGGUUUUAUCCUGAUGAUUUUAAUAUGAAUUCAAACAUCAUGAAUGAUUAUCUAGAUUUGCACGUGAAGCCGGUUUAACCUUUCAUUUCUCUAAAGUGUGCGAUGACGCACGACUCGCGUUCGGCCCCAGAACGUUUUCUACUUGUAAAUGCAUAUAAAUUCAUAAUAAAGUAUUAUGAUUACC